Echinops telfairi (small Madagascar hedgehog) is the source of this 6310-nucleotide messenger RNA. RefSeq names its product collagen type XXIV alpha 1 chain (gene COL24A1). Bases 34 to 4974 code for a protein of 1646 amino acids. Gene Ontology annotation, molecular function: extracellular matrix structural constituent. The transcript is spliced from 56 exons. NCBI's taxonomy places the organism in Eukaryota, Metazoa, Chordata, Mammalia, Afrosoricida, Tenrecidae. The record is from RefSeq and is a predicted model, not a curated record.
AGGAAGCUACUCCUUCCUUUUAUAGUGCUAUGCAUGGCUGGAAGUGCUGUUCAUGCGCAGAAACAAGGCAUAGAUAUUCUUCGUCAACUAGGCCUGGGAGGCAAAGAUGUAAGACACUCAUCACCGGGGACUGCUGUACCACCAUCAUCUACAGCACUACCUCAGGGGAUUCGUUUUACAGAAUCAGGUGUCAUUUUAACCAACGACACAUAUGUGGAGUCACCUCUCCUGAACAUUUUUCCUGUCAACUUAGUACAGCCAUUUACAAUAUUAAUUGGGUUACAGUCACAUAGAGUAAACAAUGCAUUUCUCUUCAGCAUUAGAAAUAAAAACAGACUUCAAUUAGGAGUUCAAUUGCUACCUAAAAAAAUAGUGGUGUACAUUGGAGGAAAGCAGUCUGUGUUUUUCAACUACAGUGUUCAUGAUGAACUGUGGCACUCCUUUGCCAUUGAUAUUAGCAAUAAAGUUGUCUCCAUGUUUGUUGAGUGUGGAAAGAAAUACUUUAGCCGAGAGACUUUUUCAGAAGCUCAGACCUUUGAUUCUAACAGUGUGUUUACCUUAGGAAGCAUGAAUAAUAAUUCUGUCCAUUUUGAAGGAAGAGUAUGUCAGUUGGAUAUUAUUCCUUCUGCAGAAGCAUCUUCAAAUUAUUGCACAUAUAUGAAACAGCAAUGUCGCCAAACAGACACAUACCGGCCUGAGAUAAGCCUUCCACAAACAACAAUUAAACCAUCAAAAAUAUUGGAAAACUCUGCCUUGCUCAAACAAUUUGGCGAACCAGCACUGUUGGAGCACUCAUUGACUGAUGACAAAAGUCCACCACAUGGCAUUAAUAACAGGUCUGCAGAGGUGCAUAAACAACAAGAACCCCAGGAACCAGGACCUCAGCUCCUAUCUCUUCUUUGGGGGAACACAUCUCUUGUGGGUCGCAUGAGCCAUGGAGUUCUGGCCGAAAAAACGGUCUCUGAGAAACAUGCUCAGGCCAAUGUAAGCCUCUCUGUGACCCAUCAACACCUCCGUGAGGCACGAAUGAAUACCGACGAGCAAUUUAGCUCCUCAAAUGUGACCAGCGUCACACGUGACAACAGAGAAACUGGGCUCUCACCAUUUAAGACGAUGGCAUCUAUUCUCCCUCAGAUAGAAAGCGACACAAUUAAUCAUCACAAGAAGGCUCUGACAGCAAAUCAGCACACUAAUGAGCUCAUGGAACUGCAACAUACUUUAAACACAACUUUAUAUAGAGUGACCAAUGAACUUUCUGCGGAUAACCACCUUGAUCUAAGGAAGGAAGGUGAAUUUGAUCUUGAUGGCACUUAUACCAUUGAAAAUAGCUAUGAAACUGAGCUUUAUGAUUAUUACUAUUAUGAAGAUCUUAAUACAAUGCUCGAAAUGGAGAAUCUAAUAGGUCCUAAAGGGGAUACUGGACCACCCGGUCCACCUGGUCCAGCAGGUAUCCCAGGUCCAGCGGGAAAAAGAGGCCCAAGGGGCAUUCCUGGGCCACAUGGAAAUCCUGGGUUACCUGGAUUACCAGGUCCAAAGGGCCUCAAAGGAGAUCCAGGUUUAUCCCCUGGUCAAGCUCUUUAUGGAGAAAAGGGUAAUCAAGGCCUUUCUGGAUUAAUAGGUCCUCCUGGUCUGCGAGGUGAUAAGGGGAUUCCAGGAUUCGUUGGUAAUAUUGGUUCACCUGGUUACCCUGGCAGGCAGGGUGUAGCUGGACCAGAAGGCAAUCCGGGUCCUAAAGGUGUCAGAGGUUUCAUUGGCUUUCCUGGAGAAGUAGGGCAACUGGGACCUGAAGGAGAGCGAGGCAUUCCCGGGAUACGUGGAAAAAAAGGUCCUAAGGGAAGACAGGGUUUCCCCGGUGACUUCGGAGACAGAGGUCCUGCUGGUCCUGAUGGCAGUCCUGGACUUGUAGGUAGCAUCGGCCCUCCGGGCUUUCCUGGACUUAGAGGCAGUGUUGGGCUUGUAGGAUCAAUUGGACCUUCUGGAAUUCCUGGCCCAAUGGGUCUCUCAGGGAAUAAGGGGCUGCCUGGAAUCAAAGGUGAUAAGGGUGAACAAGGCCUUGCAGGAGAGCCAGGAGAAUCGGGGUAUCCUGGAGACAAGGGAGUCUUCGGUUUGCCAGGACCUCCAGGAAUGAGAGGCAAGCCGGGAUCCUCAGGCCAAACAGGAGACCCUGGACCCCAAGGACCAUCUGGCCCUCCUGGACCAGAGGGUUUUCCAGGAGAUAUUGGGAUUCCUGGACCAAAUGGCCCUGAAGGCCCAAAGGGGCUUCUCGGAGCUAGAGGGUCUCCUGGACCUCCCGGACUCAAAGGCGCUCAGGGAGAAGAAGGAUCAAUUGGACCCUUCGGAGAACUGGGGCCAACUGGAAAACCAGGCCGACAAGGUUAUGCAGGUGAUCAAGGACCAGAAGGCUUAAAGGGAGAAGUAGGAGAUCAAGGAAACAUUGGAAAAAUUGGUGAAACAGGACCUGUUGGCUUGCCUGGAGAAGUUGGGAUAUCUGGAAUCACUGGUGAAAAGGGAGAGCGUGGAAGUCCAGGACCCCUGGGCCCCCAAGGGGAAAAAGGUGUCAUGGGAUAUCCUGGUCCUCCUGGGAAUGCAGGACCCAUGGGUCCGUUGGGCUUACCGGGUCAUGUUGGGGCAAGAGGACCCCCAGGGAGUCAAGGCCCUAAAGGAAGAAGAGGACCAAGAGGACCUGAUGGUCUCCUAGGGGAACAAGGGAUACAAGGUGUUAAGGGUGAAAAGGGAGAUCAAGGAAAAAGGGGGCCUCAUGGUCUUACUGGUAAAGCUGGAAAUCCUGGGGAGAGAGGAGCUCAAGGGAAACCUGGUUUACCAGGACCCCCUGGAAACACAGGAGACAGGGGACUUGAAGGUGAACCAGGACCGCGAGGACCGCAAGGUGAUGCUGGACUUCCCGGAGAAAUCGGUGUUGAGGGACCACCAGGCAUUGAAGGAGAAUCUGGUCUACAAGGAGAGCCGGGUACAAAGGGAGACGUUGGUGCUACAGGCAGUGCUGGGGGCAGUGGGGAGCCAGGAUUGCGGGGCGCACCUGGGAUUCCUGGAGAAGAAGGCCCUCCGGGUAAAGAUGGAUUAAAGGGAAGCCCAGGAGGACGAGGCCUUCUUGGAGAGGACGGAGAGAAAGGAGAGUUGGGCGUACAAGGAACUACUGGGCCAGUGGGUAGACCAGCACUAAUGGGCCCUCCGGGACCUGAAGGAAUUAUGGGAAUUCCAGGACAAAGAGGUCGUCCAGGGAAAAAGGGUGAAAAAGGACAAAUAGGACCCCCAGGAGAAACUGGAAGCAGAGGAGCUCCUGGGCAAAUUGGGGAGAGUGGUCCGAAGGGUGCCAGAGGAACGCGAGGGGCUGUGGGACAUUUUGGAUCGAUGGGGCCUAAUGGAGAACCAGGGAUUCCAGGAUAUAGGGGUAAUCAAGGUCAACCAGGACUUCCUGGGAUGCCAGGACCCAAAGGAGAAAAGGGCUACUCAGGAGAAGACAAUACCAUUCUGGGACCACCUGGGCCUCGAGGUGAACCAGGUCCAAUAGGGGAGAGAGGAGAGAGAGGAGAGGCUGGCGCAGAGGGGUAUAAGGGUCAUGUGGGUGUACCAGGACCAAGAGGUACCAUUGGACAACAAGGGCCACCAGGCGAGCCAGGUGAACAGGGUGGACAAGGACUAAAGGGGGAGAGAGGCUCUGAAGGUCCUAAGGGGAAAAAAGGAGCAGCUGGUCUAUCUGGGAAACCUGGGAUUUCUGGACUUCCAGGCCUACCUGGGCCAAAGGGGAUGAAAGGAUACACUGGAAUUGAUGGUAUCUCAGGAACACCUGGAAAAGUUGGGUUGCCAGGAAAACAAGGACUUCCUGGUGUCAGAGGCAGCCCAGGAAGUGCAGGACUGGCUGGUGCUCCAGGCCCUCGAGGAGCAAAGGGUCCAUCGGGUCCUCCAGGAAGCCCAGGAGUUCCAGGUGCAAAGGGUGAACAAGGGCUACCCGGACAACCUGGAAUGCAGGGUAAAAGAGGUCACAGAGGAGCACAAGGUGAUCAAGGACCACAUGGAGAGCCUGGCUUGAAAGGGCAACCUGGAGAACAUGGUGUUCAAGGUUUAAGAGGGUUCCAAGGAUUCCCAGGUCCUAAAGGUCCUAAUGGAGCUGCUGGAAUUGUUGGAAUAUCAGGUCCUAAAGGUCCUAUUGGAAAAAGCGGAAACAGUGGUCCACUGGGCAGAGAAGGUAUCAUAGGCCCAACAGGUAGAACUGGAGCCAGAGGUGAAAGAGGCUUUGAAGGUGAAGCUAAACAAAUAGAUCUCAAUGCUGCUAUUCAAGCCUUGAUUGAGUCAAAUGCUGCCCUACAGAUGGAGAGCUACCAGAACACUGAAGUGACUUUGCUGGAUCACAGUGCAGACAUAUUCAAAACCCUGAACUACCUGAGCACCCUAUUGCACAGCAUCAAGAAUCCUCUUGGCACACGAGACAACCCAGCGCGAACCUGCAAAGAUUUGCUUAACUGUGAACACAAAGUGUCCGAUGGAAAAUACUGGAUUGAUCCAAAUCUCGGAUGUUCUUCAGAUGCCAUUGAAGUUUUCUGUAACUUCAGUGCUGGAGGCCAGACAUGUUUAUCUCCUGUUUCCGUUGCAAAGUUGGAGUUUGGAGUUGGGAAAGUCCAAAUGAACUUCAUUCAUUUACUGAGCUCAGAAGCCACCCAUCUCAUCACUAUUCACUGUCUAAACACCCCACUGUGGACAAGUGGACAGCCAAGUGGCUCCGGACUGCCUAUUGGUUUCAAAGGAUGGAAUGGACAGAUUUUAGAAGAAAACACUCUACUUGAACCUAAAGUACUUGCAGAUGAUUGCAAGAUUCAGGAUGGCAGCUGGCAUAAGGCAACAUUCCUUUUUCACACCCAGGAUACUAGUCAACUCCCAGUGAUUGAAAUACAAAAACUUGCUCAUCUCAAAACUGGAAGGAAAUACUUCAUUGAAAGCAGUUCUGUAUGCUUCCUCUAAAGUCUCUGAAUUAGCUCAGAAUCCAUGCUGUUGGCCAGGUUAUUGCUGCAGAUGGGGAAAAUAUAGACAGAGAAAUACUAUCACUAUGUAAUGCAUGGGAUAAAGCAUUGGCUAAGUCUUAAUGAAUCUCAGGAAGAAAAGACUUCCUCCUAAGAAGGAGAAAAGGCAUUUUAUAAAGGACUAUAAUUGAUAAGGUAUUUAAUUCUUUUAAAAGUUAUGUUGAUCUGAGCUUUCUUAGAGAAUUCCAUAGAACUGAAAAUUUAUGAACAUGGAAUUCUUCAGGGUAUCCUAUAUGUUUUGAUUGUCAAUAGCAAAGUACCCAUUAGACAGCUGGAGACGCAGAGCACUAUGGGACAAUACUGGCUAAUGUUCCCAAGUGUGUAAUGCUUCUGUCUAAAAGUUAUAAGCCACAGUCCUGUAUGUCUUAUUUUCCCAAACACUAAGCUGUAUUCAAGUCCCCAGUGGGCAUGUACAUCUUAGCCGGUGAUCCACUACCUCUUCUGUGUUGCCUUUGUCUUGCUUGGUGCUCUCUCUUUGGAAAGGUGCUUGUGGCUCGCAUAGACUUUUAUUCCUUAUUUUGUCUUUGUCAUUCAAGGGUGUACAUGCUGAUGAUAUCAAGAUAUGUUUUGGUUGUUAGUACUUAUUUUAAUUUGUUUGCUCACAUACUAAUAAUAACAAGGAAAACAUUAUUUAUGUGAAGCCCUGGUUCUGUUUUUAAAUUCUCUUUGUGGCUAUGGAAUCAAAACCAGCACAUUGUAUUCUGUGCUUACACGCAAGAGAAAUAAGAGGUUUCUUUUGUUUUUAUUUUGUUUUUUUAAUUGUUGGAAAAAAAAAAUUAUAGGCCAGCAACAUCUGGUAGUAGGUUUGGGUUAGAGUUUGGGAAUUAUAUUGUACUAUUUUUUAAAUCCAUGAUCAUCUGGAAUGAUAUGUUGUGUGUAUAUAUAAAUAUAUAUAUAUUGUAAAGUUUUAAUUCAGCAAACUUUUGAAAUUGCUGCUUUGUUAAAUUAUAAAAAUAUUAUGCUUCUGCUUUUAAGAACAUGUCUUAUAUUAUUCAUGGACUUUCUUUUGCUGUUUUCAAAUUUAAUAGGUGGAACUGAAAAGCAUUCAAUCUACCAGUCUUUAAAGCAAUAUGAGGGUGGGGGUAGGGGGCAAUCUUUUGACACCUAAAUUAGGCUCAAUUCUGUUUUCCCUUCUAGUCCGACAAAUGCUAGUUCAAUCUUAAAAGAAAAAUAGUAUACCUCUCAGGAUUCAGAAAAGCUUGUUCAUUCGUUUAAACAAACCAUUAGCCACAGCAAGACACACUUACUUAUCUGUAAUAAAAAUGGACUUUAAAUCA